Molecule: messenger RNA, 822 nt
Organism: Mytilinidion resinicola
Lineage: Eukaryota; Fungi; Ascomycota; Dothideomycetes; Mytilinidiales; Mytilinidiaceae
Exons: 2
Coding region: 21-758 (245 amino acids)
Molecular function (GO): protein binding
Source: RefSeq, a predicted model, not a curated record
CUGAGUUAUUGUCCAGCCCGAUGGCGACGCCUCCUUCAGAGAAGCCAGCAUUUGUAAUGCCCCAAUUGAAGAAUUGCGACCAUCCAAUCCUUUCAGCACCGAUUACCACCUGGGGCAACGUCAUCUCUGUCAUCGUUGGCGAAGAAAAGAAGGUCUACCAGAUACACAAAGGCCUCCUACUCUACCACUCGUCCUACUUCGUCGGAGCCCUCAGCGGAGGUUUCAAAGAAAGCGACACCGAAAUCGUCGAACUCUUUACAGACGAAGUGGCGGUUUUCGAUGCUGUCUACUGCUGGCUCUACAAAGGGCACUUAUUCGAUUCGCCGACCUCCGGACAAUUUAUGGAUAUUACAUUCCUAUAUGACCUCCUCUGCAAGAUCUUCGUCUUCGGAGAUAUGAGAGGCAUUCCCACCCUUAAAAACGCAGCAAUCGACCUGCUGCACUCGUCGAUAUGUAUGGAGUGGAAAUUCCCCAAAACUCAAGUACGCUUCAUCUAUGAGAACACGAUGGAAGGGUCCCUCUUGAGGAAGUUCAUUGUGAAUGUGGCAGUCUUGAUUGCUUCUUGCGAGACCUUCCUCUCGAUUGAUAAAGAUGGCACCAAUUUUACGCAUGAGUUCCUUAUGGACGUUAUCAGGGCGCUGAAUGACCAGGGUGGAAAAUGGCUUGUGAUUGGGCGGGAUGCCUUUGCGAUUAUCAAUAGGUGCCGGUAUCAUGAUCAUUCUGGUCCUGGAGGGAAGCUGAGGAUGGACUCAGGUUGAAAUUGAUGUGAACUCUGUUGUAUUGUAGAUGCCGUAAAGGCGGACUAUAUAGAGGAACGAGAUG